Messenger RNA from Hibiscus syriacus, 2774 nucleotides. RefSeq lists its product as uncharacterized. Bases 520 to 2664 code for a protein of 714 amino acids. NCBI's taxonomy places the organism in Eukaryota, Viridiplantae, Streptophyta, Magnoliopsida, Malvales, Malvaceae. The record is from RefSeq and is a predicted model, not a curated record. The transcript has 12 exons.
ACAGUGCCUACUUUUAGACAUCUAUUUGACAAUUGACAUGAAGGGGGUGUAGUGUCAAAAAAAAAUCAAAGCUUUCUUCUUCCCUUAGCCCACUUACAUCUUUUAAUGUAAAGAGAAAAAAGAGAGGCUCCUCAAGUUGCUGAAUCUAUGUGGUUUAUAGAGUGAGUGAAAGUGAACAGCUCAAGGAAAAGAGAAAGAAACACUGGUCAAAAGCCAACAAAAGUCUCAUCUUUUUCUUAGCCGUAUUUUUGGGUUUUUAUGCAAAAGCAUUUUUCAGUCCAGGCUGCUAAGUGUCAGGCUAUUUUUUAUCAGCAAAAUGAUCACUUUCUGCAUGUUAGUUGGUUCCCAUGAAAAUGAAAGAAGACAAGUCUAGUUUUGAGUGUAAUAAAGGGUCUCUGAGAACCCAUUUGUUCUUUCUUUUCUUCUAUCAAAAUUACGUACUCUGCUCGUUCAUCUUCCUCAAAACUCUCUGGUGUUCCCUUGUUUUUUUUCUUUUCUAUCUUCUAGAGUCUAAUCGUGAUGGGGUUUCAAAGCAGUAGAGAAAGUGAAAUGUUGGGGUUGAAAGUGUUAUCUUCAAGACAUAAGCGUUCCAAGAGCUUUCCUGGUAAGCAAAGAGAUGAAGAAGAAAGUUUGGAUAACUCCCUUGAAGAAUUAAAUCAUAUAAAGCUGGAUAUGAGGCGCUUGAAGAACUCUGCCAAAACCCAGAAGAAGCAAUCUCCCACCCCAAGCUCCGAGGUCCGAAGCUCUUUGAAGCAAGAGAUUUUGCAGCUUGAGAAAAGAUUCCAAGAUCAGUUUGAGAUUCGCCGUGCUGUCGAAAAAGCAUUUGGUUAUAGAACCAAAUCCCAUGAAGGUACAAAUGAAACAUCAGUAUCCAUCGUAUCUAAGCCAGCUACGGAGCUAAUCAAGGAAAUUGCUGUUUUAGAAUUGGAAGUUGUAUGUUUGGAACAAUACCUCCUCCCCCUGUAUAGGAAAGCCUUUGAUCAAAAAGUGUCUUCAAUUUCACCAGCUAAAGGAGAUGAAAGGUUAAAAACAUCAGCAGAUACCCCAAGUAGAAGGUAUGAACUGUUAAAAACUCCAGUAGCUACCCCAAGUAAAAGGUAUUUGGAGUUUUCCGGACCUGAUGAUGCAUCAAAAGUUGAAAACUCGGCCGUGAGGACUGGUUACAGUGAGAAUUCAAGGAAUGAGCCUGUUGGCAUUGUAGGAGAAAAACUAUUAGAUUCUGGUGUUCUUCGCUGUCAUUCCUCACUAUCACAGCAUUCACUAUUUCCGAGUUGGGAAUCUCCUCCCCCUGGAAGGUUAAAAACACCGGUAGAUAUCCCAAGUGGGAGAUUCUUGGAGUUUUCUGGACCUUAUGAUGCAUCAAAAGUUGAAAAUUCAGCUGUACAGUCUGGUUACUGUGAGAAAUCAUGGAAGGAGACUAUUGACAUUGUAGGAGAAAAACUAUUAGAUUCCGGUGUUCAUCGUUGUCAUUCCACACUAUCACAACGUUCAGCAUUUCCAAGUUGGGCAUCUCCUCCAGAUGAGACUUUGGCUGAUAAAGCUGUACGUGCAUGUCAUUCACAACCUUUGUCCAUGCUGGAGUAUGCUCAGAAUGCAUCGAAUAUAAUCAGUCUAGCCGAGCAUCUUGGCACUCAAAUUUCCGAUCAUGUCCCAGACACACCAAACAAGCUUUCAGAGGAUAUGAUCAAGUGUAUGUCUGCUAUAUAUUGCAAGCUUUCAGACCCUCCUUUGAUUCAAAACAGCUGUUCAUCUCCCAAUUCAUCCAUGUCAUCAUCGGCCAGUGUCUUUUCCCUGCCGGAUCAGCAUGAGAUGUGGAGUCCAGGGUUCAGAAAUAAUUCAUCUUUUGAUGUACGGUUAGAAAACCCUUUCCACGUGGAAGGACUUAAAGAGUUUAGUGGACCAUAUAGCACAAUGCUAGAAGUGCCAUGGAUUUUCAGAGAUAGCCAGAAACUGGCUGAUGUCGAAAACUUACUACAUAAUUUCAGGUCUCUUAUUUGUCGAUUGGAAGAAGUCGAUCCAAGGAAGUUGAGACAUGAAGAGAAGUUGGCAUUCUGGAUAAACACACACAAUUCAUUAGUGAUGCAUGCUUUUUUGGCUUAUGGUAUUCCGCAAAAUAAUGUGAAAAGACUAUUUCUACUGUUGAGGGCUGCAUAUAACAUUGGGGGGCACACUGUCAGUGCGGAUACAAUACAGAGUUCCAUCCUUGGAUGUCGUAUGUCACGCCCCGGACAGUGGCUUCGAUUGUUAAUUUCUUCGAGGAAAAAGUUUAAAACUGGAGACAGAAGGCAGGCAUAUGCAAUUGAACAUCCAGAACCACUCUUACACUUUGCACUCUGUUUGGGAAACCAUUCCAAUCCUGCGGUUCGCGCCUACACGCCGAAUAAAGUAUUUCAAGAGCUGGAAACUGCUAAACAGGAGUACAUCAGAGCUACAUUUGGUGUCCGCAAAGACCUGAAAAUUGUGUUACCAAAGAUAGUAGAAUCAUUUGCAAAGGACUCGAGUCUAUGUCAAGUCGGUAUCGUCGAAAUGGUCCAACAAUCUUUGCCCGAAUCCCUCCGUAGGAGCAUUAGAAAGCGUCCGGUAAGCAAAUCCCGCAAGAGCAUAGAAUGGAUCCCUCACAAUUUCACCUUCAGGUAUCUAAUAUCUAAAGAAUUAGUAAGAUGAUUGCCCUGUAAGCAUCAAUGGCAGGAUGCAGUUUGCAAGCAUUUACCAUUUGGUAAGAUCUCACAUUUUCCUUGUUCAAAAUAGAAAUGGUAGGUGUAUGUUUUGUGAUG